CUUAGUUUAGCGCGCAACAUCUUCGCUGGGGAUGGCGGAAGAUGAUGGACGGAGUCUCGAAGAAGAGAAUCGACAGUUAAAGUCUGCACUUAAAGUGUCGAUGCAAGAAAAGUAUGAGGCAGCUGAAUAUGGCCUAACCCUUUUGGAAACAAAUCAACAACUUAAAAAUCAGCUCGAUGAAUUGGGCGGAAAGUAUGAAGAGUUAAAUCGAGAACUGAAAAUUACUCGCAAGAGUCUCGAGGAACAAAACCUUAUACAGCGUAGGUUAAGUAUCGCGGGUUUCCAGGAGGAAGACGAUCUAGUAUCCGAGUCUGCAAACAGAGAGCGAGUGUUGCGAAAUCAAGUUCAUGACUUGGAGGUAGAAUUAAAGGAGGUUAGACUUAAGUACGAGCGACAAAUGGCAGAGAAUGAUGCACUGCAUAAAAGGAAUGCUGAACAACAGUCAGCUCAUGAAGAUUUGGAGAAGCAGUUCAGAAACCUAAAGUCCGAUAUACGAGAUGCUAAAGCGAAGGAAGCCCAAAUCUUAAAUGAGUACGAUGACUUGGAAGCAGAAAAUUUGGAGUUACAGAAAACUAUACUUUUCCUGAAAACUGGUCAGGUGGAAUUCGAAAGCGUAAGGCAUGAAUUAAAACGACUUCAGGAGGAAAAUGAUGUUAUACAUGUCCAACUAGAAGAAAUAACUCGUUUAAAACGUAUGACGGAAAAGUCCCUGGAAGAUGCUUUAGAAUCACUUCAGAUUGAACGUGACCAACGUCAUAAUUUGCGCAAAGAAUUGGACAGUAGAAUUAUAUCAGAUUCAAUUAGUCACCUGAGUGACUUACGGAACCUUAGCAAUUUCGCGAAUGUCAGCAAACUCAGUCAUCUUCCGGAAACUAAUACAGAAUGCCAAAAAUUAGAUGCCAAUGUAUCUUCCAAUGAACCUCCAGGAAGUGAUGUAAAAAGUCAAGAAGAAAACAAGGAUGGUUCUAAGCAUCCUUCGCCAGAUGAUCUGUUAACUGAGUUAAGAACUACAGAAAUAGCCAAGUAUCAGACAGAAUUGGCUCAUAUAGAAACUGAGAAAAAUGAACUUAUGAGAACACUCGAAAAUACACAGAGGUCACUUGAAUUAGCUACAAGUGAAGUUUCAAAUAAACAGGAACGUAUCAAUGGUUUACUAGCUCAGUUAGAUGCAAUUAUGUCUGUCAAAUCUGAAGCAGACUCUGAAUUUGAAGUCAAAGAAUUGGAGUUAGAAGCACAGACAACAACUGCAAACUGUAAGAAUACGAUGAGUGAAUCCUGUAUUUCUAUGACUGCUCAUCCAGAUGAAAAUGAGGAUCCGAAUGCAAACAUGCACAGUGACCUAAAACGAACACGUAGAGCCCUGCGACUGAGUGAAAACCGUUAUUCCGUAGCUUUGCGUCAGAUCGCCAGCAUGCAACAUGAUCUUUGGAGAUAUCAUGAGCGUGAAAAGAUUGAUUCCCGGCCUGAAUUAGCCUCAGAAGAAUCCUUAAAACAGGAACUGGUUCGCUUACAAGGUAUUUUAGAACAACGCAAUGAAGAAAUAAAAACUUUGCAACAAAGACUAUCCGACAAUGAGCAGGCUGUUUGUACAAAUUAUAGUAAGAUCUGUUCUGUCACGGAAACUUAUAAGCAGUGUCUCAUUGUUCUUAUCGGGAUCUAUAGCUUUGUGUGCUCAGUUAUCAAGGUGUCUCCACAUAAACAAGUGGCUUAUGUAGCAGAUCGUUUUAAUAUACCUCUUCGUGUUGAAAAAGAUUCAUCGGAUAAUUCAGUCGCAUCUGAUCUAGUUGGAACAGAUAAAUCGAUUGAUGAACAACUGGGGCAAGAUUGUGGAACUAAAGUAACGGAAUCUCCUACAGUAAAUGCGAAAACUACUACCACUGCUACGGAGUCAGAUUUUGAGGUCUUGUCCGAAGAAGCUGAUUUACAUCUUACUGUUGUCACACAAUUGCGUCAUCUAGUUAGCACAUUCAAUGAGAAGUAUUCUCAGAUUUCAAAUCAGGUUCCUGGACGUAGCAGUUUAGAUGUUGAAGAAAUUCAACAACAAAACUUGCGUUUAAAAGGUCUGUUGGAGACAAAGCGUGAACAAGUUCAUGCAUUACGUAAUAUGCUACGAGCUAACAAAACUACAGCUGAAACUGCUCUGGCAAAUUUAAAACAAAAAUACGAAAAAGAAAAAAUUAAUGUCAGUUCAACAAUGCAGCAAUUACGUAAUGAAUUAAAAACACUGAAAGAAGAUGCUGCGGUCUAUGCUUCGUUGCGCGCUGUAUUUGCUCAACGUUAUGAUGAAUACAUGACACAAUUGGAUGAAAUGCAAAGAAAAUUAAGUAUGGCUGAAGAAGAAAAAAGGACUGCAAACACUUUGUUACGUCUUGCUAUUCAGCAGAAAUUAGCUGUUACUCAACGACUUGAAGAAAUAGAAGUAGAUCUUUAUCAAAAGCAGAAUUUUGACAUUCGUUCUGGUCAACCUUAUCCCCCUUAUCAUGCUAGUCCAAUUCAGCCGCCAUCUAAUUCCCUUUUAUCCGGCCCAAAUCACCAACACUCCUAUCCUACUUUAAUUCAUAAUCAGCGACAUUCAACUCCACAAAGUUUCCCUCCAUCUGACCUAUCCGCUCCUAGAUCAUCUGCCCUUCCGAAUACUUACUAUCCCGGUUCCAGUCCACAACAUGGGAGCGUGUCAUCCAAUGGCAGUGGUACAAGAGUGUCAGGUCCAGGAUCCGAUAGAAGCAAAAGAAAUACACGUUUUAGACGAGAUGGUGUGACCUGAGCACAUUGUCUACAAAGUCAUCCGUUAAAUACAUCAAUCUAUCUACAUAUAAUAUGAUUUUUAACUCUUACAACCUUGCUUACAUUCGAAAAGAACUUAUUGCCUUAAACCUUCUCAAAUUAGGCUAUCAUUGGUUGUUUUUCACAGCUCAUUAUAUAUAUAUAUGCUUGUAUAAUGUUUUCAAUAUUUUUUUCUCGUAUAUUGUAUUUAUUUAAAGCUCACUGUUCUUACCCGUUCACAGAACUUAGUUAAUCAUAUAUCGUGAAUUUAGUAAAAAAUUCUAAUCCUCUUUUUUGCUAGCGUAAGGAAUUAUUUGUUGUUAUGUGCAAUAUUACUUCUCCUAUUUUUUGAUCUUUCCUCUCUGAAAUACAUUUUUAAAUGUAAGCAGUUAGGGGAUUAUUUGUAUGUGUUUGCUCUUUCCAUAAACAUUAAUUCAUAUAUGUUGACAUGUUUUUAGGAAUAUUUAUAUACAUUACUGAAACGAUAAUAUAUACUGUCUUUUUUUUUAACAUUAUCGGUCUACCGAGAAAUAUCAGGUUUAAUCUCUUGACUAAAUUUUAAAUCUGUCUAAAUGUUUUUUUGUCCCGUAAUUAUUUUCCAUCAGUUUAUCAUGCCAGUUAUUGCUAUGUUUCAUUACUUGUUUUCAUCAUGGUAGAGCACGUACUUAUGAAUUGCUUUGUCCUAAAUUUCCCGUCUUUGUUUUGUAAUCUCUUUCUACAUUUUUAAUUCCUCCUAUAUAUAAAAACACUGAAUCUUACAAUUUUGAUUCGUUCCUGUAUUUCUUUAAGUUUUCUUUUAAAAAUUAUUCUGUCCUUUUUCAUUUAGUGGUGAUCCAAUUGAUUAUUUCAUAGAGAAUUUAAAUUUCUCAUCGUCUUCAGAGAAGAAUGUAUUCUUUGCUUUCUUCACAAUGUAUAGUGUUAAAAAGUAACAAUUUGUUCGAAGUUAUAGUUUCUUGGUUUUAUUUACCCAUUAACCUGCUUGGGUUUUGAUUGUGAUUACUCAAUCAGUCUAG
Molecule: messenger RNA, 3776 nt
Organism: Schistosoma turkestanicum
Lineage: Eukaryota; Metazoa; Platyhelminthes; Trematoda; Strigeidida; Schistosomatidae
Source: the annotation of a GenBank genome assembly